UUUUUUUUUUUUUUUUUUUUUUUUUUNUUUUACAUCUCUUCUUUUCAACCCUCCUUUUCUACUUUCUUCCACCUCCGGAAACUGUAAAUUUCCUGCAACUCAUGCUUGAAAUUUCCCCUUCACCGGAAAACUCCGCCGCCGCCGCCGCCGAGGAGGAUGGUGCGGCUUCCUCCGCCGGAUUUAAGGAGGAGUCUGACCGGAGCUGGGCUGGAAACCGAUGGCCGCGAGAGGAGACCAUCGCUUUGCUCAAGGUGAGGUCGAGUAUGGACACUGCGUUUAGAGAUGCAAGCCUUAAAGCUCCUCUAUGGGAAGAAGUUUCCAGGAAAUUGGCUGAGUUUGGAUAUAAACGAAAUGCAAAAAAAUGCAAAGAGAAGUUCGAGAACAUUUAUAAGUAUCACAAAAGGACUAGAGAUAUCAGAUCAGGGAAACCGAAUGGGAAAAAUUAUAGGUAUUUUGAGCAAUUAGAAGCUCUAGACAAUCAUCCAUUGCCACCUUCCCAAGCAGAUUCAAUGGAAGAAAUCCCAAACAAUAUCGUUCACAAUCCAAUUCCAUGUUCCAUAGUAAACCCAGGUUCAAAUUUUGUUGAAACUACCACCACAUCGAUAUCAACUUCGAUGACGUCUUGCUCAAGCAAAGAGUCGGGUGGGGCGAGGAAGAAGAAGAGGAAGUUUGUGGAGUUCUUUGAAAGGUUAAUGAAUGAGGUGAUUGAGAAGCAGGAGAAAUUGCAAAGGAAGUUCAUGGAGGCUUUGGAGAAAUGUGAAGAAGAGAGGCUAGCUAGAGAAGAAGAAUGGAGAGUGCAAGAAUUAGCUCGAAUCAAGAAAGAGCGUGAGCGUUUGAAUCAAGAGAGAUCAAUUGCUGCUGCCAAAGAUGCAGCUCUUCUUUCAUUCUUGAAGAUGUUCUCUGAACAGAUGGGCACAGUGCCAUUCCCUGAGAGCUUGAUUUUGAUGGAGAAUUUAACAGAGAAGCAAGAUGAUGGUAAUGUUGAGAGAAAUACCAGCAAUCAAGAGAAUAAUAAUAGCAACAAUGGGAAUUCGAAUCAGAUUAGCUCGUCGUCCCGGUGGCCGAAAGAAGAGAUCGAUGCUCUGAUUCAGCUUAGGACUAAUCUGCAAAUGAAGUAUCAAGAGAAUGGGCCAAAAGGUCCUCUGUGGGAGGAAAUGUCACAAGCCAUGAAGAAACUUGGGUAUGAUAGAAGUGCAAAGAGGUGUAAAGAGAAGUGGGAGAACAUCAAUAAAUACUUCAAGAGAGUAAAGGAACGUAACAAAAAACGACCCGAGGAUUCAAAGACAUGCCCUUAUUUCCAGCAGCUCGACGCAUUGUACAAACUGAAAUCCAAGAAAGUCGUCGUCGAGAACCCAACUAAACCAAAUUACGAACUGAAACCCGAGGAACUAUUGUUGCACAUGAUGGAAGGGCAAGAAGAAGAAAGCCACCAACAACCUGAAUCAGCAACAGACAAUGGGGAAGCUCAGAAUACUGAUCAGAACCAAGACGAAGACGACGACGACGACGAAGAUUAUCACAUUGUGGCGAAAAACAACAGCAAUGAAAUGGAAGUAGGCAUCUAAAACGUGCAUCCAUCCUAUUGAAACACCUCGCAAGAUUGUAAAAAGAAAAAAGGUCAGAUCCUUGAGCUCCUGAUUUUGAUCUCUGUCUAUAUAUAUAUAUAAUAUGUAUAUGUAUAUGUUUAUUUAUUUCUUGAAUAGAUGAUGAUGAUACUUCUUGUAGGGAAGAGAGCGAGAGAGAGAGAGAAUAAAAGGGGAGUGGUUAGGGGAAUUGGAAUUGUUUAUUGUGUGGAAAAGUUGAAAAUGUUUGAUUGUUCUUAUGUCUGUCUGUGUCUGUAUGAAUAAAAACCAGCACUGUUCUAGUGUGUAGUAGCCUGUUUGUUUAAUCAUAAUGCAAAGGCUUCAUUCAUA
This is a messenger RNA of Cucurbita maxima (winter squash), 1913 nucleotides long. RefSeq names its product trihelix transcription factor GT-2-like. Bases 102 to 1565 code for a protein of 487 amino acids. The transcript has 2 exons. NCBI's taxonomy places the organism in Eukaryota, Viridiplantae, Streptophyta, Magnoliopsida, Cucurbitales, Cucurbitaceae. The record is from RefSeq and is a predicted model, not a curated record.